UUACGCGAAGAAGAAGAAGACGCAGUCAUAUGAGACAGAAAGUAAACCAAACAGGACAAUUGCAGAUAACUGCAUAUUUUUAUUUUGAAUUAAACAUAAAUAAUUAUAUUUUCGUACAUAGGUCAACAAACAUUUGAGGUGAAACAGCAUGAAAGGUUUAUUUUGCCAAAUCGACCGGAGCGAACUGAAAUUCUUUACUCAGGAAACGACUCUUCCAGAAGUCUUAGGCAGCCAUGACGUCAGAGUUCAAGUGAAGGCGUGCGGCCUCAGCCCUGUUGACCUCAAGUUCCUGGAGGACGUGGGCAUGCAGAGGAGUUUGAUCCCUGUGGGCAGGGAAGUGGCGGGCGUUGUCCAACAAGUGGGUCCAAAGGUCUCCUUCUUCCAGCCAGACGACGAGGUUGUGGGCAUUCUUCCUCUGGACUCCACCUGGUCCGGCCUGUGCGACGUCCUUGAUGUCGAUGAACAACAUCUCGUGGAGAAGCCGGAGAAGCUCAGCUUCGUGGACGCCGCCGCAGCGCUGCAGGACGGUCUGCGCGCGUACAGCGCCCUGCACACUCACGCCCGCAUGGCGGCCGGACACACGCUCCUGGUCCUGGACGGCGCCAGCUCCUUGGGCUUGAUGUGCAUCCAGCUGGCGUGUUAUCACGGCGUGAAGGUGCUGACCACCGCACACUCGCAGCAGCAGCACACCUUCUUGGAGCAGCUACGCCCCGCUGUCGCUCGAGUGAUUCCGGUUUAUAAAAACUGGUCAGACCUGCUCCCGGCGGUCCUGGAGGAAACCGGAGGACUGGGAGUGGACGUGGCGGUCGACUCCGGAGUACGUUUGCAGGAAAAGGAAGAGCCAGAGGAGAGUAGGCUCCUCCCACACAAGCAUGACAUCAUCAGUGUGCUGGCAGUGGGGGGGCGCUGGGUGACGUCCCACCAAGACCUGCAACUGGACCCGCCUGAUUGCAGACUAAUGUUCCUGAAGUCAGCGUCCCUCUCCUUCCUCAACCCCGAAGCGUGGGUGGCGGCGGGGGCCCAGCAGGGGCGAUACCUGCAUAUCCUGAGGGACAUGAUGGAGAAGAUGUCAGCAGGAGUUCUCAGACCUCAAGCCGAGGCGGCGGUGUCUGUCCAGGAAGCCCUGGUUGCCAUGGAGAACGUGCAGCUCCAGCGCAGGAAAAAGGCCGUGGUUCAACUGUGAAGACAUGACGCUUUGUGUGGACCUUCUUGACAUUCUGAUGAAGACACAAUUUAUAUUCCAUGCAGAUUUACAAGAGACAACUUCUUAGUACACUUCAUAGUUCUCACACACAAAUACAGUGCAUCACUUUUUCCACAUGUUCUUACAAAAUGGAAUCAAUUCAUUUUCCUCCUCAAAAUUCUACACACAAUACCCCAUAAUGACAAUGUGAAUUUUUUUUGCCAAUUUAUUAAA
Molecule: messenger RNA, 1417 nt
Organism: Nerophis lumbriciformis (worm pipefish)
Lineage: Eukaryota; Metazoa; Chordata; Actinopteri; Syngnathiformes; Syngnathidae
Gene: cryzl1
Product: crystallin, zeta (quinone reductase)-like 1
Molecular function (GO): oxidoreductase activity
Source: RefSeq, a predicted model, not a curated record